AUGAGUACUAAGCAUCCUGAGGUGGAACAGCUCCGCAAUUUAUUGGCAUUUUGGGUGCUUGGAUUCAUCAAUAAUAUUGGAUACGUGAUUAUGAUUGCAGGAGCUCAAGAGAUUGCAGCAGGUGGCGUUGGACUUGUCUACUUUUUUGAUAUUUUUCCGGCAUUGUUUGUAAAACUUUCCGGUCCAUACUGGUUUCAACUGGUAUCCUAUCGUCAGCGCACGAUUGUUGGAGCUAGUUGGAUGAUACUAAGUUUCUUAGUCGUUGCCAAUGGUAAACAUUCACUUUGGCUUCAAUUACUUGGUGUUGGUUUUUCUGGAUUACAAUCUGGAAUGAUGGAAGCAAGUUUUUUAGCCAUGUCAUCAUUUUAUGCAAGUCCCGUGCGUUGUUUAACGUGUUGGUCAAGUGGUACGGGACUUGCUGGUGUUGGAGGAUAUGCUUGGAUAGCUCUUUUUCAUAUAUGGGGUAACCUAAGUUUCCAAAUGACAUUGAAACUUGCUAUUAUCUUUCCAAUACUUUAUUUGCUCGUCUUCCUUUUUCUUCUUGAUACAGCUAAACUUCCUUCAGCAAGACCAUGUAACUAUAUACCGAUUCCAGAAAAAUUGACUGAAGAGGAGUUAAAGCAAAUCAAACUUGGCUCGGAAGAAUUGGUACAUGACGGAUCGGUAAUGCGAAUUCAAGAUAAAGUGAAAUUUAUCUUGACCCUUGGACCAUAUAUAAUUCCUUUGACGACGGUUUACUUUGCAGAAUAUACAAUGCAAACGGGAGUCUGGUCUUCUAUCGGAUUUCCAGUAGAGAAAAAAGAAGCACGUGCAGAGUUUUAUACGUCAGCAGGUUUGGCGUAUCAAGUGGGUGUGUUUAUAUCAAGAUCCUCAGGCGUUUUAUUUCAAGCUACAAGACCAAUCUUGUAUUUUAUGCCAAUGCUGCAAGUAUUACUGCUUGGAUUCUUUACGCUUAUGGCAGUGACUCACUUGUGGUAUAAUUGGGGUUUGUUAAUAUUAUGUUUCGUGGUUGGGUUGCUUGGAGGUGGCGUGUACGUGAACGCAUACACAUUACUAUCAAAGGAAAUCUCUUCAAGUCACAUGGAAUUAGCACUUGCAGCUGCGUCAGUCGGGGAUACAGUCGGUGUCAUGCUUGCAGAUUGCGUGGGAUUGUUUCUUCAAGGCUGCUUGUACUCUAUUAACCGUAUUCCAGGUGCUACAAUAGACGUUUCUUGCUAA
This is a messenger RNA of Plasmopara halstedii, 1218 nucleotides long. Its product is annotated as cln3like protein. NCBI's taxonomy places the organism in Eukaryota, Oomycota, Peronosporomycetes, Peronosporales, Peronosporaceae. Gene Ontology annotation, biological process: regulation of intracellular pH. The record is from RefSeq and is a predicted model, not a curated record. Gene Ontology annotation, cellular component: vacuole; membrane. Bases 1 to 1218 code for a protein of 405 amino acids. The transcript has a single exon.